Molecule: messenger RNA, 2131 nt
Organism: Aedes albopictus (Asian tiger mosquito)
Lineage: Eukaryota; Metazoa; Arthropoda; Insecta; Diptera; Culicidae
Gene: frj
Product: lysophospholipid acyltransferase 7
Exons: 5
Coding region: 173-1621 (482 amino acids)
Biological process (GO): lipid modification; phosphatidylinositol biosynthetic process
Cellular component (GO): membrane; mitochondria-associated endoplasmic reticulum membrane contact site
Molecular function (GO): lysophospholipid acyltransferase activity
Source: RefSeq, a predicted model, not a curated record
GAUGCACCGAGAAAAGCUCAAAAAUUAUGUCACUCGUUCUGUCACAUUUUUUAAACACCUUCACAAAGGUCGACGGACGAGAGCGGUGGUGUGAUUGGAUAGAUUUUCAUCAAUGAAGAUAAAUAGUAAACAGUAGUUUGUUUUCUGCGGAAGCUUCUCUAGCUGAUUGAUCAUGACGGACGACAUCAUCUAUCUGGUCCUUCUGGGAUCGUGUAUCGGGUUUGGACAGUUCUACCGGAAAAUCCAGAACCACGACGAGAAAAAAUGGAUCGGCACCGCCUUCGGGCUGCUCGUGGUCGUUAUGGCAUCCGGCCUCCACACGGUGCAUAUGCUGUUCUCUUAUCUGGUGUCGGCUCUUAUCAUUAUCUACUUCAAUCGCAAGAAGUGUCACCUGGUUAGCUUCGGGUUUAUGUUUGGGUAUCUGUUCUUCUUCCGAUCGGUGACGUACUUGGGUUUCCAGGCGCCACCCGGCCACAGUAAUAUGAUUCAGAUGAUUCUCACGUUGAAAUUGGUCGGAUUGGCCUUUGAAGUCAAUGCAGCCCACCUGAAGUCAAUUGGCGUCGGUGAAACAAAGAAGAAUGAUGAACCGGGGAAGGAGCUAGCCAAAGAUGUGGAAGUUUUGACAGAAAACGAGAAAGCUCUCUUAAAGCUGGACAUGAUGGAGAUUUUCCAUUACAGCUUCAACUAUGUUGGAGUCCUUACUGGGCCGUACUUCACCUAUAAGACGUACCGCGACGCAAUCUACCUACCAUUCAGUGCGAAAGCCAACUGCAUUCAAAGCACGCUGGAGAAGCUCAAGGUUAUUCCGCUGUAUGCCGGAUUGUUCCUGUUGGUUUCCUACAUUUGGCCCUUGAAUUACGCAACGUCCAACGAAUUUUACGAGGAACGGUCGUUCGUCUACCGCCUGAUGUAUGUGUGGCCGACGUUUUUCAUCUUCCGUAUGAGAAUUUACACGGGCAUUAUGCUGAGUGAGUGCGUUUGCACAAUGGCCGGGUUGGGUGCCUACCCGAAGGCGUGUGGAAAUAAGAGUGGACAUGGCCCGAGCUUGGAUUGCACCCCGAUGAUUAGCAACCCGGAUGAUCAUGAAUAUGACUUUGAAACCGUCCGUAAUAUUGAUGUGAUCAAUACGGAAAAGUGCUGGACGUUCCGCGAGGCAAUGAAAUACUGGAACAUGUGCGUUCAGUACUGGAUGGCAAUGUACGUGUACAAGCGAUUCCCGAGCAAAAAGUACCGCACCAUGGCCACGCUGGCAGUGUCCGCCAUUUGGCACGGAGCCUACGCAGGGUACUAUUUCUGCAUUUGUGCGGCUCCGUUCUAUCUACCGAUUGAGGACUUGUACGUGAAAUUGUUCAUCAAGGAAGCCACCGGAACGAAACGACAGGUGCUGAAUGUAGUUUGUUGGAUUUCCAAAUUCUUCGCAUUUUCCUACAUGGGAAUCGCUUUCCUACUGCUGACUAUUGAAAAGAUUUGGUUCUACUAUGGCUCGGUGUAUCACGUUGCGUACAUCAUGUGGGCGGUGAUGUAUGGUGUUGGAAUUUUGAUCGCCAAAGAUAGAAAAGCUAAGGCUAGAAAGGCGGAGAAAGCCAAAGAGAAAGCAGCCCAACAAAGUGGCGAAAAGUAGAUUUGAAUUAUGUGGCAUUGAAAACUAGACCAAAACGAUAUCUGCUCCUUGUUUAAUGGUUAUCUCAAUCUUACUAUUAAUUUAGUAGUUUGAUUCUCGAAUUAUAAAAAAAUCCUCGUAGAGUGGAGGACAGCUUUCGACAAAGUACUUCGAAAAUAGUUUAAAUAGAAUAAAAAUUGCAUUGAGAUUGAUAGUACUAAUAUUCAAACUAAAACAUUUGUACUGGAUCGAAACAACAUUAUAUCAAUGAACAAUCAGCCUUCACCCGUCCUUAGGCUUACUUGAUGAUUCAGAAGUCAAAAUGGCAUUAGAAUAGUGAUUACUUGGUGAUAGAUGCUUUGAGAGAUAGUUUGUUUUUUGUUUAACGCUUUCAACCUAUUUCAGUUGAAUGUGUAUAAAGAAUUUAAUGCUAGUUUCAUUUAUAUAAAUCUGCAAUUUGUGUCAAAUUCGUUCAAAAAUGCGCUGUAGUUGACACGGGAAAGGCUGAAGCACAUAACAUGAAUUAUUGAA